Messenger RNA from Physeter macrocephalus (sperm whale), 1428 nucleotides. RefSeq names its product poly(ADP-ribose) polymerase family member 12 (gene PARP12). The record is from RefSeq and is a predicted model, not a curated record. Lineage: Eukaryota; Metazoa; Chordata; Mammalia; Artiodactyla; Physeteridae. Gene Ontology annotation, cellular component: nucleus. Gene Ontology annotation, molecular function: NAD+-protein mono-ADP-ribosyltransferase activity; NAD+ poly-ADP-ribosyltransferase activity; metal ion binding. The transcript has 8 exons. The coding region runs from base 46 to 1428 and encodes 460 amino acids.
CUCGCGGGAACCGCCCGCGCCCCUCUAGUCCCAGGCCCGACGGCCAUGGCGCCAGCCGCACUCCUUCGUGAGGUGACCCAGGCGCUGUGCGCGGCCGGGGGCGCCAUGGAGCUGGAGGAGCUGCGGCGCCGCUUGCGGUCGAGCGUCGGCGGGGACGUGCUGGAGCGGCUGUUGCGGGAGCGCGGGCGCUUGUUGGUGGCGCGGCGGGCGGCCGGGGCCGGCGCGGCGGCCGUCGAGCGUCUGGUGCUGGCCGUGUCGCCGCUGCGCGUGUGCGGCGCGUACCAGGGCCCGAAGCCGGGCUGCGUGGGGCUCUGCGCUCAGCUGCACCUCUGCAAGUUCGUGUUCUACGGCAAGUGCAAGUUCCUGAGGGACGGGAAGGACUGUAGGAGCGAUCACAACUUGACGUCCGAUCACAACGUGUGCGUGCUGAAAACUCACGGCGUGGACCACCUCAGCUACAGUGAGCUCUGCGUGCUCUUGUUACAGAACGACCCCUUGCUCUUGCCGGAGAUCUGCCUUCAUUACAACAAAGGACAUGGACCCUACGGCUCUUGUUCCUUUAAAAAGCAAUGUGUCAAACUCCACAUCUGCCAGUAUUUUUCACAGGGUGAAUGCAAGUUUGGCACUGGCUGUAAGAGAUCCCAUGAUUUCUCCAAUUCUGAGAACCUGGAAAAACUGGGGAAGUUGGGCAUGAGGUCAGAGCUGGUGGGCAGGCUGCCUUCCAUUUACAGAAAUGCUCAUGACAUCAAGAAUAAGAGCUCUCCCUCCAUCAGAGUGCCGCCUCCUCCCUCUUGGUCACAGGGGACUUCCGAAAGAAGAGAUGCACGGUCUGUGUCCCCAAACACUGCCAGCCAAGAGGAGAGUGAUCAGAUUUGCUUGUUCCAUAUCUGGAAACGUUGUAGCUUUCAAGAUAGGUGCAGUAGAGUUCAUUUCGAUUUGCCAUAUCGAUGGCAAGUCUUAGAUGGAGGCAGGUGGAAGGAUUUGCACAAAAUGGAGCUUGUUGAAGAGGCAUAUAGCAAUCCUGCAAGAGACGGGAUCACGUGCACCAAGUCAGCCAGUAGCUUUCUCACUGGUUUUCUGAGCUUUAACUCCAUGACGGUAGGUGCCACCCGGGCUCGCCGCCUCUCCACGGCCUCCUCGGUCACCAAACCUCCACACUUUAUCCUCACCACUGACUGGGUUUGGUACUGGAACGAUGAAUUUGGCUUUUGGCAGGAGUAUGGAAGACAAGUAAGUGUCACGGAAAGAGGAAACAGCUUGGACCUGGAUGCAAGACCCCCUGAAAGCCGGAAAAUGGGGGCUUCCCUUAUAUACUCCCAGAUCACGAGCAUCCUGGUUCCCCAGAGCAAUGCCUUCACUGACUUCCUUUUACACUUUGCUGUUUAUAAAGGGUCAGAAGGAGAAUGGACUGCAGAAUUUUGGUGUUGA